AUGGCAAGCUCAAGUACAGCAUUAAUUACAACAACAAUAACAGCUAUCUCAUCACCAGCUACUAUGGCGCCACAUUCCAUCAGGAAACGCAAAGAGCCCUCUGACCCUCUUACUCAGCAUAACACUCAGCUGUCAAAGAAACGACGAUAUAAAAAGAAACAAAGACAAAGAAAAAUAGAAGACAAGCAGUAUAGCACGGCAAGUACGAUCAUAGAUUUAACUAUAGCAGCAAUGGCGACUACCUCAUCGUCAAUUAUUAUGGUAUCACACUCCGUUGCCACCUCAGGACCUGUUCCUCGUCAUGUUACUGUCAAAAAGACCCAACCGAACCUAAUCAGCAACAGUAUUGGUGGCAAUAACAGUGACGUCAAAGAUGCUGCCACUAAAGCCUUGACAACCUUUACUUCUGGAUCAAGUGCCUUCCGUGCUAGAAAUAUUAUGGAAAGCUAUACCCGAAUGGUCCCACCGUCGUUAAAUGCCAACACAGCUAAUGGCGCGUCGUCGUCCUCGUCGUGGACGCGGUCAUUCAAGUAUAACAACUGCAGCCCCAACACUGUUGUCAAAUGCCCAUACAGCUAA
Lobosporangium transversale is the source of this 579-nucleotide messenger RNA. RefSeq lists its product as hypothetical. The record is from RefSeq and is a predicted model, not a curated record. The transcript has a single exon. The coding region runs from base 1 to 579 and encodes 192 amino acids. NCBI's taxonomy places the organism in Eukaryota, Fungi, Mortierellomycota, Mortierellomycetes, Mortierellales, Mortierellaceae.